This is a messenger RNA of Lichtheimia ornata, 1641 nucleotides long. RefSeq lists its product as uncharacterized. The record is from RefSeq and is a predicted model, not a curated record. Lineage: Eukaryota; Fungi; Mucoromycota; Mucoromycetes; Mucorales; Lichtheimiaceae. Gene Ontology annotation, biological process: UDP-N-acetylglucosamine biosynthetic process; carbohydrate metabolic process. The transcript is spliced from 10 exons. The coding region runs from base 1 to 1641 and encodes 546 amino acids. Gene Ontology annotation, molecular function: phosphoacetylglucosamine mutase activity; magnesium ion binding.
AUGACGAUGACCUUUGACUACAACGCUAUCAAGAGCAACAUUAUCCCUAACAAGGCUGAAAAGUAUGCCUACGGCACUGCUGGUUUCCGUACAAAGGCUGAUCUGCUCGACUCUAUCAUGUACAAGGUCGGCAUCUUGGCUACGCUUCGUUCCAAAAAGCUCAAUGGUGCUACUAUCGGUGUCAUGAUUACUGCAUCCCACAAUCCUGAAGAGGAUAAUGGUGUCAAAUUGGUUGAUCCUCGUGGUGAGAUGCUUGAACAGUCGUGGGAGACUUACGCCACCCAACUUGCCAAUGCCAACGACGGCGAGACCCUUGCACAGGUCAUUGAUCAAAUCGUCAGUGCACAUAGCAUUGACUUGGAAGCACCUGCUAAUGUCAUUUACGCUCAUGAUACCAGACCAAGCUGCCCUGAACUUGUAAAGUGCCUCGAAUCAGGAUUGAAGGCUGCUGGAGCCAAGAGCACUGGUUAUGGAUUGAAGACCACUCCCAUGCUUCAUUAUCUUGUACGCUGCCUCAACACCGCCAACACUCCUGAUGCCUAUGGUGAGCCUACUGAAGAAGGUUAUUACAAGAAGCUCUCCCAAGCUUUCAAGACAGCUGUGGCUGGUAAACCUACCCUCUCUACCUUGCACGUCGAUUGCGGUAACGGUGUAGGUGCUCCCAAGCUUGCUGAAUUGGCCGAGUAUAUUGGAUCCGAUGUCUUGUCGAUUGAUGUCGUCAACAAAGAUACCACCACUUUGGGCAAGUUGAACAAGGACUGUGGCGCCGAUCACGUCAAGACCAAGCAACAGGCUCCUGUCGGCUCUACUCUUGUUCCUGGUGGUCGUUAUUGCUCAUACGAUGGUGAUGCUGAUCGUAUCGUCUACUAUUACGCUAACAAUGAUGGCGUAUUCAAGUUGUUGGAUGGUGACAAGAUUGCUGGCCUUGCUGCUAUGUUCAUCAUGGAGCUUGUUCAAGAUGCCAAUAUCGAGACCAUCAAGGUCGGCGUUGUUCAAACCGCCUAUGCCAAUGGUAGCUCCACCAACUACCUUACCAAUGUCCUGAAAGUACCUGUUUCCUGCGUCCCAACCGGUGUGAAGCAUUUGCAUCACGAAGCCGAGAAAUAUGACAUUGGUGUCUACUUUGAAGCUAACGGUCAUGGCACCGUCCUUUUCAGCCCUGAGGCUCUUCACACAAUCAAGAAUGCAGAGGCUAAGACACCUGCCCAACAGCGUGCCAUUUCUCAAUUGCAAGCUCUCACCGAGUUGAUCAACCAAACUGUGGGUGAUGCCAUCUCAGAUAUGUUGCUUGUGGAAGCCAUCCUUACCAACCGACAAUGGAGCCUUGAAGAGUGGGAUCAAGCUUACACAGACUUGCCUAACCGCCUUGUCAAGGUGAUUGUGGCCGAUCGUACCAUUUUCAAGACUACCAAUGCUGAGCGUCAGCUUGUGGAGCCUGAAGGUCUUCAAAAGAAGAUCGAUGCUACUGUUGCAAAGUAUUCGCAAGGCCGUUCCUUUGUUCGUGCUUCUGGUACCGAAGAUGCUGUGCGUGUCUACGCCGAAGCUGCUACUCGUGCUGAAACAGAUGAACUUGCAUACAAGAUUUCACUUCUCGUGUUCAACGAAGCUGGUGGUGUCGGCAAACCCCCCAUGAUGCCAUAA